UCUGAUCCUUGUUUUUUCUAUAGUUUGCUCUUCAUCCCUCACCCUCCUCGAGCAGCUGAGAUGUGUAUGGAACAGCACCUGAAAAAAUCUCAAUUUUACACUCAACAUCUGAAGAAAAUAUCUGACAUGGAGCCGCAGCAGCCGAAUAUUUUUUUGAAAUCUAUGUUUUGCUCUGCACCUGGAAAAUAAACGCAGACUUGAUCUGCGUCGAAUUCGAUACAAGACUCACAGCAUACAGCUAUUGCAAUGUUGUUUUUCGUGGCUGUUCUUGUCCAGCCUUUCGUGGUUGUGUGGGCAAUCGAGGGGCGAUUCAUGGGAAGGCACUCCGAUUCGUUGCCGUUGUCGCAGCAAAGUGUGGAAGCAGAAGAUGAACUGGAGCAAGUCGGCGCUGUGGCAUCUUCGGGUGACCUUGGUAAUCAUGCGCCCUGUUCCCUCUCGCUGACGGACAACUUCUCUGAUGAAGAGGCGAGCAACGCGAGCGGAGAAGGAGAUGGAGGUACAACUGACCCCUCCCUGCCGCUAGAUUUUUUGCCCUUUCAUCAGGAGGGAGCAGUAGCAGAGCAGGAGCAAGAUAAUUCCGGUGCAAGAAGAGCCUCCUCUGCAGAGGCAGACGAGCGGUCUGGAACGAGAUUCGCACCGGUAGAAGUGGUCCAAGAUGAGCGGGACGAACAGAGCAGCGACGUGGUGCUGCCUCUUCUGCAGCCGAGAGACCACGGAUUCCCCCCUGAGGAGGAUCAUGACGAAGGGUUGUUGCCGACAGCUAGAACCGCCAGUGCCGCAGAAGUCGCCACUCUUCCCCUAUCGGAACCAUUCACGACAACUUCCACGUCCCCCGAGCACCACCACCAGGCGCCUGCUGAGCACGGCGCUCGAGCAGCUGUUGGAGGUGGCCAGCAGGAGGCACCGCGAGGGACACAGACGAUUUCGUCAAGAGUGGCUGCAUUCGCACGUGGCGUGGCAGAGAAUGAUCAUGUUGUUAGCCCCCGCCCUGAAGGACCUCCUGGGUCCGCGAUGGUGCUGCCUUUUGUGGUGACUCCGCAAACCUCCUCGGACUCGAGUUUUGAAGCCCAGCCUCCGCAUGCAGACCCGACGACGCUGCAGGUAGUUGACGACGAUAACGGUGUGCAGAUUUGCGAGAUUAGGCAAGUCAGCAGCGAGUUGACUGUGGCUGACGUGUAUACACUUCUCGUCACAGAAAUUGAGCUUCUGAACGACCCGCUUGUGAAUCUGGCGCUUUAUUCGGAGGAUGUGCACGAGUCGAUUGUUCCGGAGCAAGACGUCGCGGAGCAACCGCAACAGGGCAACAACACUUCACAACCUUCACGCCGUCGUUUGUCUGAUCCGGAAGAGCGCGUUCUGGGAACCGUGCGUCGGCUGCGGGUCCGCCUGACGAAUGUCGAUGCCGAUGACUUUGUCAAUCAUGUGCGCAAUUUCGCUGUCAUUCUACCCGCGGACGAAGCUCCACUUUUGCGUGAUUGCGUCACGCUUCCCAGCAGACGAUUCGAAGGAGAGGGAGGGAAUCGGAGCGGAACGCUCUAUCAGGUACUGGUGUUGUUGUGUUGAGAUUAAAUCGAUUUUGUAGUGCAUUUAAGGUGUUGCUUUGGUUGAUCUGGAUGAAGACAUACAAGGGGAUAAUAUCACUCACAGCUCGACACAGUGGCGCAGGUCGAAGAGUACCUCCGAAGACAGUGGAUGUCCGCUUCGGAGUCACAGCAGCGAGCGUUUAUUCAAGCCACAGAGCUAUACUCUGAAUACAGUGCGAAUCUGAUUGCUUGGCAGGGAGGGACCUGAGGCCGCAGGCGAUCUGUAUGCGAAAAGACGAAGUAUGUGAACAGCAACAACGCGAAUUGAAAACUAACAAGUGGUGCGGUACCAUAGUAAGCGUUUUCUAUCCUUGUCCACUACAACACACGAUUGCGCGAAUGCUUAUGCUCCGCGUUAGCGAACGCGAAUAAAGAUGUCCCACCUCGCUUUGACACGAAAAAUCCAACUUGCCGUUUCUGGUGUACUACUUUAGCAGUUUUUGGUUUGGCUUUGAAUAUUACGAGAAGUGAGAAUA
Molecule: messenger RNA, 2059 nt
Organism: Amoebophrya sp. A120
Lineage: Eukaryota; Dinophyceae; Syndiniales; Amoebophryaceae
Source: the annotation of a GenBank genome assembly